Messenger RNA from Dufourea novaeangliae, 1578 nucleotides. It is a transcript of the gene GatB, whose product is annotated as glutamyl-tRNA(Gln) amidotransferase subunit B, mitochondrial. Gene Ontology annotation, biological process: glutaminyl-tRNAGln biosynthesis via transamidation; mitochondrial translation. The transcript is spliced from 10 exons. Gene Ontology annotation, molecular function: glutaminyl-tRNA synthase (glutamine-hydrolyzing) activity. The record is from RefSeq and is a predicted model, not a curated record. NCBI's taxonomy places the organism in Eukaryota, Metazoa, Arthropoda, Insecta, Hymenoptera, Halictidae. Bases 1 to 1578 code for a protein of 525 amino acids.
AUGUUCUUAAACAGAAAGAGCUCUACUUUUAUGAAAAAAUACUGUAAAAGUAUAUGCAAAAGAUAUCACUUGCGAUUCAAUUCCACAAAUCUGUCAGAAUGGAAGCCUACAAUAGGUCUAGAAAUUCAUGCUCAAAUUGCAACAAAUUCAAAAUUAUUUUCUGGAGCUUCAACAAAGUUUAAUAGUCCAGCUAAUUCUUGUGUGUCACUGUUUGAUUGUGCAAUACCAGGAACAAUGCCAGUGUUGAAUAAGAAAUGCGUAGAAGCUGGAGUAUUAACUGCCUUGGCUCUGUCUUGUAAAAUGAAUGAUGUCUCAAUGUUUGAGAGAAAACAUUAUUUUUAUUGUGACUUACCAGCAGGAUUUCAAAUUACACAGCACAAAAAGCCCUUGGCUAUGGAUGGGAAAAUCAAGUUUAUGGUAUUCAAUCCGAGUAUCCAUAAAAAAGCCUACUUAAAAUCAUCUACAAUCAAACAAAUACAGUUGGAGCAAGACAGUGGAAGAACAUUCCACAAUGAACUCCUUGGAAAGAAUCUCAUUGAUCUUAAUCGUGCUGGAUUACCACUGAUGGAAUUGGUCUUUGAACCUGAUUUAACAGAUGGAGAGGAGGCAGCUGCACUUGUGAAGGAACUUGUGCUGAUUCUAAAAUUGUUAGACACAUGUUCAUGUAAAAUGGAAGAAGGGGCAUUAAGAGUAGAUGCAAAUGUUUCUGUGAGCAAAGAUAAUACUCUUCUGGGUACUCGUACGGAGAUAAAAAAUAUUGGAAGUACACGUGCUGUAUGUAAUGCUAUUCAGUACGAAAUAGAAAGACAAAUUUCGGUUUUGGAAUCAGGUGGUCGAAUUGUCACUGAGACUCGCGCAUGGGAUCCGAUUAUGAAAAAGACACUUGCCAUGCGUGAAAAAGAGGACAAUCAUGAUUACCGUUUUAUGCCUGAACCAAAUUUACUUCCCUUACGCUUACAUGUUGACGGGGCGAAAGAAAACAAGUACAAUUUGAUUGAUGUUUCGUCAAUCGAAAAGCAAUUACCAGAAUUGCCAGAAAAAAUUAGGCAAAUACUAAUGGAGGAUUUUGCUAUUACACCUAAUAUGACCGUAGCCAUAAUGAAUGAUCUAGAAAUAUUACAACUAUUUCGUGACCUAGUAUCAAAAAAUAAGAAUCGUGAUCCUCAGUUGGUAGCACGGGUUUUUGUGACCAUUCUCUUUGGCUUUUUAAAGAAUAAUAACUUGGAUUUUACGUUUUUGGUAAAUAAUAGAAACUACAUUGGACAAUUAAUUGACUUACUACAAGAUAAAGUAAUAAACUACAAUAUAGCAGGAAAGAUAUUAAACGUACGACUUGAACAACCAAAAAAAGAACCAAAACAGAUUGUUGAAGAAAAUAAUUGGUUCAUGAUAACAGACGAAAAGGAAUUAGAGAAAUUAUGCUUAGAUAUAUUGAACAAAAAUCCUAAACUUGUUGCAAAGUACAAAAGAGGCAAGACGAAAGUAUUUAACCAGUUUAUGCGGGCAGCAGUUGUAGCUACUAAUGAAUGUGCAGAUAUGGUUCAACUUACACAAAUUUUCACAAAACUGUUAAAUUAG